Molecule: messenger RNA, 1801 nt
Organism: Homarus americanus (American lobster)
Lineage: Eukaryota; Metazoa; Arthropoda; Malacostraca; Decapoda; Nephropidae
Exons: 4
Coding region: 1-687 (228 amino acids)
Source: RefSeq, a predicted model, not a curated record
AUGUUAAGAGACUGCCAAUUGAUUGAGAACGUCCAAAGGAGAGCCACCAAAUUGGUGCCCUCACCCCAGCACCUCACGGAUCAAAUGCAGUGGAGUCAGUUAGUGAUGAUGGUGGUGGUGGUGUUGGUCUUGGUGACAGUGACAGCAAAGCCCCAGAAUUUAGGGGUACAAGUCAACAACAAUGCUCUCUUCACCCUGGGCGUGGGACUGCUGGCUGUGGGUGCUGGGUAUCACUUUGGCCGCAAGCAUGCAGCUACUCAGCAAAACAGAUACAGGUACCCUCCUAACUACUACCGCAACGACUUGUACUCACCCUUCCCUGGUGGUCGUUUCCGCCGCCAAGCUGAGCCAGAGAACGAGCUCGACCCGCUGGUGGAACAACUCUUCCAGAUGGCACUGGAAAAGGAUGCUACAGGGUGCAGUUUACAGUUAACUUGUAUCAUAGGAAAUAAACCUGCCUCCUCCCUUGCUGGCCAUGCAAAGAGCCUUUACAAUGUCCUCAGCACGGUGUCUGGGAAGGCUGUGACCACCACCAAGGGAGAGUGGAGUGGCCUGAAUGCCUACCAGGUGGCGCUCAACCUUGGUCAUGAUGGUGGUGAUUGUGACCAACUCUUCCCUCACUGUCCCACCUCCUCCCACCAGUUGAUGCACCAGUUCCAAAACAUGAAGGUUAUCCACACCAAUUAAAGAGAACAGAUGGAUGAAUGAUCUUCUUUCAACACAAAAACAUUCUCUGUGUGCCCCCAAAGGGCACAUUCAAAGACAACUCCACAAACCUACCAGUGAAAAACAUUCCAUUUCUAUAAAGUUACUCAAGUGGUAUUUUAAAACUUUGUGUCUUUAAACUACAGGGUUGUACAAGUACAGGCAGACCCUGACUUAUGAGGAUUUGAUUUACUAAAAUUUGCAUUUACAAAACAAAACCAAAAAAUUGUCCCAUGCUUUGAUUAACAAGCCAAAACCCUAUACAUACUGUAGUUUUUAAUAAUUAAAUUAAUGAUUAUGAAAAUAUGCUAAAAUAAUGUAGUUUUUUCACUUCCAGUUUGGUUAUUUGUUUCACUAACUUAUUUCAUUAAUCUCUAACUCUCACAGUGUUAUUAAGUCUACAACUAAGCUUAUUCAUCAAACUUGUGUGGACAAUUCCACUCCUCACUCACACCACCAGUUACUUUACAGCAUGUACAGUAUUUCACUGAUGUUUAUUACUGUAUUAGCAUAAAAUCAUUCUGUACUCAGUAAAAAUAGUAUCUUUCAGUAGGGGUCCGAUGAACUGAACACUCGUGUUGUCUCACUACCCAUGCGAGGUAUGCCUCAUGGGCCUUUAUCAAAAACCUCUGUUUGUGGUGUCAUUUUGUUUUGCACAAUAAUUGUAAAGAUAGAUUUUUUUACUGAGUGUACAGUACUUUACAGCAAAUAUUUUUGUUAAAAACAUGUUUUGUAGCAUUCUAAGACGUUAUGUUUUUCUUUGUUUUAGGAACGUACAGUAUCUCGGCUUUUAUAAUGGGAGUCGAUGGGAAAAUGUACUUUUAUUUUUUAUUUUCUUAAUUUUCUAUGAAGGCUUCACAAUGGGGUAACUCUGCAGUGUCAAUGUGUAGAGGUAGAUUAAAAAUACACUCAGUACACGAAGCCUUCAUCAAAUGAUGUUGGUAAAUAUAUCCAUGUUGUGCCCACAUUUCAGUUUAUGGAAAUGUUUUACAAAUCUUAAAAAUGUUAAAAAGAACAUAUGUAUACAAAAUAUUAUUAAUGAUAUAUACUGGUAUUUAUAAUAGUCAUAUCCAUAAUAAACUAUUUUUGUUUUAAA